Molecule: messenger RNA, 3454 nt
Organism: Physcomitrium patens
Lineage: Eukaryota; Viridiplantae; Streptophyta; Bryopsida; Funariales; Funariaceae
Molecular function (GO): protein binding
Source: RefSeq, a predicted model, not a curated record
GAUUAGGGUUUAUGGGAUCGGUCUCUGAUCGGCUUGUCCUCGGUGUCUGACUUUGCAGUUGGUGAGACGCUGUUGUAAUCUCGCAGGUGUGCGCACAGUGUUGUUGGAGUCUGGCGAUGGAUGUGCCUGAGAAAUCCUAUUUCAUGCUUGUAAUUGACGCAUCAUUUCCUUCCUGGGCUACUUGGGAUUCUUUUCCAUUGCGGUAGGCUUUGGAGCUUCAAGCACUCAGCCACUUUAGACAUGUGCAGUCAUCACAGGGAAUGCACCGGGUCAUGAGGAUGCCAACAGGACAAUAGGACGCUACGGUUGCACAGUAGGCUUACGUCUUCACAACUUCAUUUUACGAUGGCCCCAAGGGUCAUCUUCAUUAAGAAACGAUGCCAAACUUCUCUAGUUUUGUUAAAAUACAUACAUAAUUUCCGGAAUUCGGGAGUCUCUGUUCUUCCUUCAAAUCUUGGCAGAGAAUCUGGAAUUCCAGCAGAUCGGGCAGGUAUCCCAGUUUGUGUAACGGGUACCUCCAGUAUACAAAUUUCUAAUGAACACUGCGUAGUGGGAGAAGAAGCGAGGUUUCUGGGAAAUCUACCCAGACAAGAGGUUAGAUGUAAUAUACAGGUUCCUUCUCAUAAUGCUUUGUGGAGUAAUAAUGUCAAGAGAAUGUUCUCAUCUGCUGUGGGUGGUGGUAGUACGCACCAUACUAAAAUGGAUCAGAAGUACUCCCUUCGUGGCCUUAAGCCUGAAGAUCAGACUUCCAGGAGAGUUAGUAGGAUUCUUAGGUCAUGGAAUCAUAAUACACCCAUGGAAUUAGAACGUCUGGGUGUGCCUUGGAACCCCUUCAUCGUGUGUGGGGUGCUUAAAAGCAAUAUUCGUGCAAAGAAAGCUUGGGAGUUUUUUAACUGGUUAAAAUCGCAGGAAGGUUACACGCACAAUGUGUAUACGUACACGACCAUGAUUGAUCUAUUUGGGAAGGCAGGAAAUUACGCAGCUAUGGAGAGCGUGGUUGAGGAGAUGUGCCAGGAAGGACACUCUUUGAGUGUUGUAACCUACACAAUUUUGAUACAUUGGUACCGACAUGCUAAGGACUUAAAUGGUGUUCGAAGAGUUUGGAAACAAAUGGCUGAGAAGUCUGUUAAAGCAAAUGUGGUCACAUACACAGCGUAUAUCGAUGCCCUUGUGAAAGGAAACUGUCACCUUGAAGCCAUGGAGGUUUUUCGAGAAAUGCAAGAAAGCCGGUGCCGGCCUAAUAUUUACACAUACACCGUUUUGAUUCAUAGCCUUGUCGAAGCUGGGAAACUUGAAGCUGCGACUGAACUGUUUUAUAAGCUAGGAGAAGUUAAGUGCACACCUAACGGUGUUACGUACAGUCUGCUCAUGGCAUCUCACUUCAAGGCAGGCAACUUCGAGAAGGUCUUCACUUUAUUCAGGGCUAUGAGGGAGAGCGGUAUAGGAGCUUCAGCAGAACAGCGAUCGGUAGUGUCCCGCUCUUUGGAGGCCUUGGGAAUGCCGAAGGAAGCAGGGCAAAUACGUUCGGGUGUGGAUGAGCUCAAAGUGCUGCUUAAAUUGGGUUCUAAUGACUUGCUGGCUGAUGAAAGUCGUGAGAUUUCUGGAAAUGAAGAAAUGGCCCCAAAUUGGCUUCCAAAGCCAAAACAGCUCGCUAAGAAGCUGAGAGUCUGGGGUCCGGAGACUGAUACUAUACUAGAACAAAUUGGGCGGAGACUGAAACCUCCAUACGUGAUGAAUGUUCUCAAGGAACUUCGAACAAAUGCCGCAUUAGCGUGGCGGUUUUUUCAGUGGGCUCAAUCACAGGAGGGAUACAAACACACACAGUAUACGUACAUGAAGGUUGUGGAAAUUGUUGGGCAUGUAUCGAAGGCCGGAAGCAGCAACGAAUUAAUGGAAAAGGUUUUGUCAGAACUAGAGAAAGAGGGGACGAAUGAUCUCGACAAGUUCAACACCCUCAUUAAGUAUUACUCUGAAAACAACAACAUCGCCGCCGCUGAACAGGUUUUCAACCGUAUGAGUGCUGUAGAAUGCAAGGCCAGUGAAACGACAUAUACGUUGCUGAUUGAUAUGUAUUCAAGGACAGGAGCGCACGCUAAAGCAUUGGAAGUGUACGAGGAGAUGCAGAAGGCAGAAUGCAAGCCCAGCAUGCAUACGUACACAGUCCUUAUGUACAGCUUGGCAAGGUCUGGAAAGAUGACGGAGGCAGAAACACUCUUUGAGAGUUUGCCCUCACUAGGCUUCAAACCAAGCGCAGUCACCUACACAGCACUAAUGCAGUCGCUCUUGAAUAUUGGAGAAGAUAAUAAAGCUUUGGCGCUCUUCGAACGCAUGAAAGAGGCCAAAAUUAGUCCUACCAAGAUCACCCUCAAAGUUCUAGCCAAGGGGUUGCGGAAAGCUGGUCGACUUGAGGAGGCUCAGAAGAUUGCAGAUUCUUUGCCAUACAUGCGCGGCAUGUUUUUGGAGCCUGAAGAGUCGCAAAGGAUCAGCAGGGGCGCCAAAGAAGUCCAGGACUUAGUAUCGUCCAACUUCUUCCAACCCAUCGCAUCUUCUGAUGCUUCAAAAGAGGAGUCAUAUGUUCAAACUGCAGUCUAGUGUUUUCUAACAUGAGUGUUGUCUCUGGAGAUGAUUCCUGCUGCCCAGCUUACUCACAUAGUCCAUACCGCCUUGCUUGGCGGUAGGAAAUCCGAAUGAAAACUUUUUCGUGUUGGAGUGAACUUCAAGUUCUAUCAGGACAUAGAUCCUGAGAUUUAGGAUUGCUAUGGUUUCACCAUAGCAGCCUUACAUCAGGGACCGCCCUUGUAGUUUCUUUGACACCGAUUGCUCGCCGAAAGGGCUCUAGAAAUGUUGGAUUUUAAUGCGGCAGUUGACAUCCCAUCAAAAUUGAAUGGAAUGUGUCAUUGGAUAGGCAUAUUCCAUUCAAUUUUGAUCUUAAAUUAUUCUUAAAUUUUAUCCGGUGUGCACCUGUCUCAUGAUUCUUCUGCCCCGACGGGAAAUAUGUCCUGUUGAUGAGAUAUUUCUCGGUCAGUGCCUUGAUUCAUGUGCUUGAAUUCUGUCUACUGUAUCCAUUGGAGAUAUGCUAGUACCUUGUAAGCCACAUUCGAUGUUAGUGCUAAUUUUUGUUUUUUCGUGAAGUUUCGCAACAUGGGAAAUAGGCAUUCAGCAUCAUGUCAGUCUCAGCACGGACCAGAAUCAUUAAGAGAAACAUGGCGGAGGAAGGUGAACUGAGUAGGACAUAGAAAGAGAGUAGAAUGAGAGGGUAACAGAGGGAGAAUAGUAAUGUAGAUAGGAAUGUAUUUACAAAAUUUUGGCCAAGUAGGAGCUUAACACAGAUUAGAGUGUAAGAUUUUCACUUGUGCUUGCUAAAUAUGUAGGCAAAGUGUUUACUGGAGUGACCAAGUGAAGGUACUCUAUCACCAGAAAGAGACAAGUGCUACAAGAAGUGGUGCAUUUUCUA